AUGUUUACAGAGGCUCUCGUCUCCCGUAACGCCGGUGGCCAUGUAAAACUAGAUGAAGUAUUGAUAUUGGACGACUUUUUGGGGCUCCGGGAGAUUAUGGUUGUUCAGCAUACUGAUUGUGGUGCGACACAUUUCGAUAUUCCUAAAUUCCACCAGACGCUUAAGCGCCGUGUCAGCGAGGAUUUAGACCUUGAAAACAAUAAUUUCGGUUUUAUUUCCGACCUGAAGGAGAGUGUCCGCAAAGAAGUGCACCUAAUGCGCCAAUCACCUUUGAUGCGUCAGGAAAUCAAAGAUCAUAUUUUCGGUUUUAUCUUUGAUAUCAAGACAGGGUUGCUUGAACAGGUUGCAUAA
Talaromyces proteolyticus is the source of this 351-nucleotide messenger RNA. RefSeq lists its product as uncharacterized. The transcript has 3 exons. Bases 1 to 351 code for a protein of 116 amino acids. The record is from RefSeq and is a predicted model, not a curated record. Lineage: Eukaryota; Fungi; Ascomycota; Eurotiomycetes; Eurotiales; Trichocomaceae. Gene Ontology annotation, molecular function: carbonate dehydratase activity; zinc ion binding.